Molecule: messenger RNA, 1878 nt
Organism: Paramacrobiotus metropolitanus
Lineage: Eukaryota; Metazoa; Tardigrada; Eutardigrada; Parachela; Macrobiotidae
Product: protein disulfide-isomerase A3-like
Exons: 5
Coding region: 162-1625 (487 amino acids)
Biological process (GO): response to endoplasmic reticulum stress; protein folding
Cellular component (GO): endoplasmic reticulum
Molecular function (GO): protein disulfide isomerase activity
Source: RefSeq, a predicted model, not a curated record
ACAUUUUCAUUUCGUUGAAUUUUUGACAACAAGGCAGCGUAUUGGCAUUUGGCAGCGCCCAGCCAGAUUCGUGUUGGAUACCUCGGACGAUCGUUCGCUGUUCUUCCAUUCCACGGUUCGUUGCCUGUCGGUUACUUUACGCUAGUGUUUUUCUUGGGAAGAUGUGGUUAAGGGUAGUGUUUUUCGGCCUUGCUGCCUGUCUGGCAGCAGCCAGCGAUGUGCUGGAAUUCACGGAUGCCGAUUUCUCCAGCAAAAUCGGUGAUCAUCCAGUUAUAUUAGUUGAAUUUUUUGCACCUUGGUGUGGGCACUGCAAACGUCUGGCGCCUGAAUACGAAAAGGCCGCCACCAGCCUGAAGAAGGAAGAUCCCCCGGUGCCGAUUGCCAAGGUAGACUGCACAGCCAACACCGAGACCUGCCAGAAGUACGGCGUCUCCGGCUAUCCUACCCUGAAGAUCUUCCGCAAUGGAGAAUUCUCCAAGGAAUACUCCGGACCCCGCGAGGCCGAUGGCAUUGUCCGUACUAUGCGCACCGAAGCCGGACCCUCAUCCAAGGAAUUGCACAGUGAAGCCGAUCUGGCCAAAUUCCUUGAAUCCGCCGAGGCUGUCGUCGUCGGCUACCUGUCGGCUGGCAAUGACAAGUUGAAGGAAUGGUACACCAAGGCGGCGGACACGAUGAAGGAGGAAUUGCGCUUCGCUCACACCACCAAUGAGAAACUGUUCGGUCAGCAUAAGGACAAGGCGGUGCUGUACCGUCCGAAACGUCUACACAACAAAUUUGAACCCGAGCAUGUGGGCUUCGAGUCAACGGUGGAGAAUCUGAAGCAGAGCAUCAAGGACGCCGUGCACGGUCUGGUCGGCCACAAGACUACCUCCAACACGGCCAACUUCCCGUCGCCCCUGCUGACUGUCUACUACGAUGUGGAUUAUACCAAGAAUCCCAAGGGCAGCAACUACUGGCGAAACCGCAUCCUUAAGGUUGUCAGCUCUCAGAUUGAAAAACUGAAGAGCAAACUGAGCUUCGCCGUUGCCAGCGUCGGUGAAUUUGCCCAUGAAUUGACUGAAUUCGGCUUGGACAGCGCUGAUCAGAAGAAGCCGGUCGCUGCCAUCCGUGAUGAACAACACCGUAAAUUCGUCAUGAAGGACGACUUCUCCGUGGAGAACUUGGAGAAGUUUGUCUCUGAUUAUUUGGCUAACAAGCUGGAGCCGUACAUGAAGUCGGAACCUGUUCCGGAAGACAACACCAAAGGAGUCAGAGUUGUUGUCGGAAAGAACUUCGAGGAAAUCGUUAACGAUGCCGACAAGGAUGUUUUGAUUGAAUUCUAUGCACCAUGGUGCGGUCACUGCAAAAAACUGGCUCCUAUUUACGAUGAGCUGGCUGAGAAGCUGAAAGACGAAACCGAAAUCACCAUUGCCAAGAUGGACGCCACAGCCAACGAUGUCCCAAGUGGUUUCGAUGUCCGCGGCUUCCCCACCCUGUACUUUGUGCCCAAGGGUGAUAAGAAGAACCCUAAACAGUACAACGGUGGACGGGAGGUUGAUGAUUUCAUCAAGUAUUUGGCGAAGGAAUCGACAAACCCCCUGAAAGGCUUCGAUCGUACCGGCAAGCCUAAGAAGACAGAAUUGUAAGCGGGCCUGCGAAGUCCGAAGGCGAGCGGCCUCUUCGUGACGGAAACUUGCCAUUCAGACGUGAAUGGGGGAUUUUUAUUUCGCUGAUAGUGAUUUCAGAUUUCUUUCCAUCGGUGCGUUUUGCUGUUAAUGUUGACGCGUUGUUAAUUUUUGUGUUAUUUUUAUUUAAUGCUGCAGUUGUUGCUCUUUGUGUUCGGUUUUGAUCUGUUUCGACCGCAUCGACAAAAUGAACAGAAAAACAAAUCAGGGAGGA